GUUUCGUAUGAUAAGGACAAAAAAGGACGCAAACGCCCAAUACCAGAAGGGAAGAGGGAGGACUACUGUUCAACAAGUGAGAAAGUGUCAAAGGAUGACUUGGAACGGUUUAAAACUAGCUUGGAAAAAGCAGGAAGUACUAGUCAUUUGGUUGGUAUUCUAGGCAACACCAAUUGUGAGCCUUGUGAGUUUACUGCAAAUGAAUUACCAUCUAGACAGCGCAUAAUGAAGGCAGGGGAAGUGGGUGACAAACUGGACCAAACAGCGGUCAGAUCUAGUAUUCUAAAAAAAUUAACUCAGAAUUUAGAUUGUACUUGUGUUCCAGACAAGGAAAGUUGUGAAAAAUAUAUUAUGGAGAAAUUAUUUGUUAAUAAUGAGGGAUGCAGAGAGAUUGAGAAGAACACACGGAAGCAAAAUGAGUGUGAAGCGUGGUAUAAACAGAGAAAAUGUCGGUUGACUUCAUCAUUAUUUGGUUGUUUACCCAAAAACUAUUGUGAACAAGAUUACUAA
Messenger RNA from Paramuricea clavata, 510 nucleotides. NCBI's taxonomy places the organism in Eukaryota, Metazoa, Cnidaria, Anthozoa, Malacalcyonacea, Plexauridae. The record is from the annotation of a GenBank genome assembly.